Messenger RNA from Episyrphus balteatus (marmalade hoverfly), 1409 nucleotides. Its product is annotated as secretion-regulating guanine nucleotide exchange factor. NCBI's taxonomy places the organism in Eukaryota, Metazoa, Arthropoda, Insecta, Diptera, Syrphidae. The transcript has 3 exons. The coding region runs from base 192 to 1283 and encodes 363 amino acids. The record is from RefSeq and is a predicted model, not a curated record.
UCCAAAAAAAAAAUGAAUAACCAACAAAAUUGGAAUUGCAAAUAUUCUUGCAAGAAAUUCCAUAAAAACAUUUCCUUCAACAAACAGUUUGUGUUGUGUCCACAAAGGUGACGGUUAACUUUAACUCCUGCAACCAAAUUGCAAUGCUAACAUUGCACACAUAUUACCCAUACUAAAAGAUUCUUCUUCAAAUGACUGCCUACUCUUGGGGGGCCAACUCCCACGGUCAACUUGGCCUUGGUAUCGAGUCUGAACUAUGUGCUACCCCACAACUCGUCUCAAGGCUAUCAUUCAAUGUCAAUGCCGUACGAGCAAUUCGUGGUGGUGGCGGACAUGUCCUUGUCCUAGAUCACAGCAAUCGCUUGCAUUCCUGUGGAUGGAAUAAUCGUGGUCAAUUGGGCAUUGACAAUACCGAAGACAAUCAAAGUCACUUCACUGCAAUACCAAGUGAAUUCUUUAAAGAUUGUCCAAUUGAAUCAUUUGCUUGUGGUUGGGAUCUAUCGGCGGCCAUAACUACCGAUGGGUCUUUGUAUGUUUGGGGUUCGAAUGCUUUUCAGCAAUUGGGUGUUUGCCAACGGGGUUUCACUGCAGUUCGACGACCAUUGUCGUUGCAAUUGCCUCGAGGUGAGGUUCCUCGGCAAGUCACAUUCGGUUUGAGGCAUUGUAGUGUCCUUACACAAGACAAUCGAAUUUACAUAUUCGGUCGUUUGCGUAUAACCGAUCCACAUGAGAGUUUGAAAAUCACCCAAGUCGCAUUUAAUCGGAUGGAGGAUAUUAUCCGAGUACAAUGUGACUUUAAAAUCGAUGCUAUCGUUGGUGGACAGAAUCAUUUGUUAAUUCUGUGCGAAAAUAGGAGACGGGUUCUUGGAUUGGGUGAUAAUAAAUUUGGUCAAGCUAAUUGUUUUGAAUUUGAAGAAGAUGUUAAGCAAUUAGUUGCCGGAUGGACACAUAAUGGAGUUCUUACUAAGGAAAAAAAAGUACUCCUUUGGGGAAGGAAUUGCUAUGGGCAAUUGGGUAGAGCAGCUUGUGAUGCAAUUCGGACGCCAAUCGAAUUAAGUCUUCCAGAUGGAGUUGUUCCGAGAAAGUUACAUUUGGGUUCAGAGCAUGGUUUGGUUUGCUCAACUGAUGGACAAGUUUAUACCUGGGGUUGGAAUGAGCAUGGCAAUUGUGGAAAUGGAUCAUCAGACAAUAUAUUCAGUCCCACUCUUGUGCCGUUGAAGUCUCCAUGUAAAAUUGCAGGUACUGGAGCUGGAUUCUGCUAUGCUAUUUGCUCUGAUGAAUAGAUUUUUUGUUGAUUAUGAUUAGUGAAGGGGCCAAUUUUUUUAGUACUGCCACUGAAGUCGGUUGCAUGUCCCAAAUGCUUUAAAUGUUGUGUGUUAAUUUUACGCUUGAAUAAAUGUUUUUUUUUU